AUGCUCCAAACGUCUUUGAUCGUAACAUUUGUCGGGAGCGAAGGGGCGAAAACGGCGGUGGGGGCGGGGACCGACGAAAGCGGCGGCGACGACGACGGCCGGAAGAACGAGCGGGGCCAUCUACAGCAGCUGGAAGAAGAAGGGCAGGGCGUGGAGUGGCCGAUUGAGCUACGAGAAGGUGACUACCCAGCCUCCGUCGCGACUGAGUUUGUGAUGUCACGGCUGGGUUUGGACGUUCGGGAAAGAGGAACCGCUCCGAAGGUGUUUCGGGGAGAGGACAGAGUGCUGGACGAGGACGGUGUAGAACAAGGCGUUCAUGGCGCGGCAGCAGCAGCAGAAGGGGAGCGAGUGGUCCGAUGGGUCACCCAAAAGAUAGAGGAAGAGCUCGCCGAGCGAGAGGUGCGGCGUAGCCUCAAGCGAGCGGAGGCAAUCGAAGUGGCAUCCAAAACAGGUCAUUUGAAGAUCAUCCGCGGGGCAACUAGGGGAGAAGACGGAGAAGAGGGCAACAGCGGUGGUGAUGAGAUUUAUUCCUCGAACGCCGACUGGCUAGUGACAGACGUCAACACUCUGGAUGUGACGGACCCCUUCGACUUCGAGUACGUGCUCGGACCAGAAGGCCUGGCGGACGCAUUUUUAGCUGAGCACGUGUGGGAGCACUUGUCCCUGGAUGACGCUCAUCGUGCCACCAGAAACUGCCAACGAUACCUACGCCCGGGGGGGCGCCUUCGGCUCGCGGUGCCUGAUCCGGCAUGGUAUCCGACCACGUUUGCACGCACUCCUUCUGUUUCACGCCGUCAUGAGGAUAUCACCACACGAGAGAGGUCUGCCGAUUGGCCUACCCAGACCCCGGGUUCCAAGCGUGCCGCCGACAUCGAGAACGGCGGGGACCUUUCCAGUAGUCGCGACGACGAGGACCAAGUCGUCACUAGUACGCAUCACGGGGUAGGCGAAGAGGCAGUGUCCAGCGAAGCAAUCCGAGGACGAGACGGUGCGCGGAGUGGAGGACGAAAUCUUGAGCUGCCGGGUUGGCUCAAUCGGGACAUGCUCGAAGCGGACGCCAGGGACGGCCACCUCGUGCAGUAUACUCCCGAACUCCUGGCCAACGUCUGCUGGAGCGCGGGACUGACGCCCACCCUUGUUGAAGGCGGAGGUAUUGUUGGUGGCGGAGGCCGUUCCGGCGGCCGCGUUCACUCCGUAUCGUCCCGAGCAUCGCCAUCAUCGGUGGCGACAAACGAAGCUGCAGCAGAGACGAAUGGCGGAUACAUGGAUGAGCAGCGACACGAGCGAGAUGACCGUUGGGGGGUCAUCAAGAGGAGCGUUGCUGGUGGAGACCCAAGGGGAGCGGUAUCGAUCGUCAUGGAUUGCUUUAAGCCUUCAACAACAAACAGCAUUGAAGGUCUUCGAGUGCAUCCACCUGAGGUGCACGGCCCGCGGGACGUUGCAGGCGAAGACCAGACCCGUGACCACCCAGACGGCCAUCCAGUCCUUCUUGACCACACCUGUGGCACAAAACACUCUGAGAACACCCCAGGACCCCCCUCGCUGUCGCGGCCUUCGUCAAGUCAGUCGUCAUCUUCUUCGUCCGUGUCAUCGCGGCCACGGCCGCCUGGGAGUACCAUGGGACCCAGGAGUUGCGCCGGGGACUUCCUCAAGCCGACGACGUCUGACGUGUGCAACGCUGCUGUCGGUAGGGGCAGUACUGACAACGUCCCGGACGAGGAGGGUAGUUUCGGCGGAAAUCGCGAUCUUGCCGGCGAGCGACAAGUUCGGAAGAGGAGGGAGUCUUUUGCGGAGUGGGUAGCCGAGGCCACAAAGAGCGGCCGAGUGUACCCGCCACUUCCGCCAGUGCCCGACUCGCCCACCACACGGCAAACGCAAAGCAUGCCACCAGCUCACGCCAACAGCGGCAUCAGGGGCGGCGACACGAGCAGCGACAGCACCGGCGGUGGCAGAAAGUUUCCGACCCUUCGCACCUUGAAGCGCGCCCGUGCACGCGCCUUGGAUGAUCUGCUCACGGGCAACGUUGCCGGCACCCUUGAGCUGUGCCACGAGAUCUUGCAAGAAUGGCCGUUCGAUAGCACAACUCUUCUCUACCAGGGGGCCGCCAUGGCGCAGAACGGCGAGUGGGGAGUCGCCUGGAACAAGAUGGAGCGCGUUCUCGCGCUGUUUAGCGGCUCGCAGAAAGUGGCCCCCCCAUCAGCUCGCAGUACCCACGGCUCGCCUGGGCAAUCGAGUGCUGGCAUCGUAUCCCCUCGCGCUGCAGAAGUGGUCCCACUCGAUGUUUUCUUAGCAGCGGUCGUAAAUCUUGCGUCGUUCGCGGGGAACCGGGCAUCUGAAACUACAGACGUGCACGCGGAAACUCUAUUUCUUGUUGAGGGCCUGCGCGGAGCCGCGGAUCGACAAGAUGCCGCCCGUCCGGGCAACAAGGUGACACCGUCGAGACCUUCGUCGUCGUCCACGCCAUCGUCAAAGUCUGGAGAAACUGUCAGCACGGCGGAGAAUACGGCCGAAGAAGAAGAGGCCGGAACCAAGUCAUCGCUAGGUGGAAACAACGAAGACGGCGGCGACGGUGACGAAAAUACACUAACGGGGGAGUACUACGAGGUCGGAAAGAUCGACGACUUCACGAAGAUUCUCACGGCGCUGGGCAAGGCGCUGGAAGGAAACGGGCAGCUUACGUCGGCGCUGAGGCUCUACCAGAGAGCCAUCCUCCUCGGCGGUCACCAAGACCAGGCGGCUCUCCGCGGCCUCGGGAGGAUGUCUCGCCACCUCCUCCAAGUGGAACGGGAAAGAACGCGGAAACGUGAGACCGCCCAAGCAGGAGCUCUGCGGAAUCUGUCGUCGGGGGCGUCGCCAACCUCGCCUUCUCCUCCUGGCGACCGUUACUACCGUCAAGGGUACCGAGGCGAGGCAGCACUUGGAGACUCUGCUGGUUCGAGGUCACACGCGCAGGGGCAACGAGACAGCUGUGAGUGGACUAUCACCCAUCCGAGACCGGGCCAAGUCUUUUCCCCGGAGGACUUGAUCCAGGUGGAGUUCGAUCUGACCCUCCUGGAUCCAGGAUUGCCCUCUGCGGGUUCCCUCUUCGAAACCGUCGCAGUCGGUGGUGACAGCGCUGUCGGUGGCUUUGGGUUGGAAGAUUACGCACAGGGAGGCAGAGGAUAUCGCGCCGGGGAUGUCAUCAACGAUAACCUGGGCGUAAUCGUUUGCAGUUACCUGGAUCACUAUGAAGCAGCGAACUGCGUCCCGAGAGGACAGCUGCGUGAUGUCGGGCUCGGCUGGCACCUGCUCACAGCAGAGCCGCGGUGUCGGGGGCNAGCACUUGGAGACUCUGCUGGUUCGAGGUCACACGCGCAGGGGCAACGAGACAGCUGUGAGUGGACUAUCACCCAUCCGAGACCGGGCCAAGUCUUUUCCCCGGAGGACUUGAUCCAGGUGGAGUUCGAUCUGACCCUCCUGGAUCCAGGAUUGCCCUCUGCGGGUUCCCUCUUCGAAACCGUCGCAGUCGGUGGUGACAGCGCUGUCGGUGGCUUUGGGUUGGAAGAUUACGCACAGGGAGGCAGAGGAUAUCGCGCCGGGGAUGUCAUCAACGAUAACCUGGGCGUAAUCGUUUGCAGUUACCUGGAUCACUAUGAAGCAGCGAACUGCGUCCCGAGAGGACAGCUGCGUGAUGUCGGGCUCGGCUGGCACCUGCUCACAGCAGAGGUUUAUCAGCUACCUAGCUUGAGACCUUACUCUUGCCCCGCAGGCAGCGGCGGAGGCAGCCGCGGUGUCGGGGGCGGGAACGAGGAUUUCAGGCAUUUUCUAAGGACGCGGAACGUCAGUCAUUUCNUCAUCAACGAUAACCUGGGCGUAAUCGUUUGCAGUUACCUGGAUCACUAUGAAGCAGCACACUGCUUGCCGAGAGGACAGCUGCGUGAUGUCGGGCUCGGCUGGCACCUGCUCACAGCAGAGGUUUAUCAGCUACCUAGCUUGAGACCUUACUCUUGCCCCGCAGGCAGCGGCGGAGGCAGCCGCGGUGUCGGGGGCGGGAACGAGGAUUUCAGGUACCUAGGGGUUGUUCCUGCAGCGGCGGAGGCAGCCGCGGUGCCGGAGAUGGGAACGAGGAUUUCAGUGAGUUUCUGCGUCGGGAAUGCCACCACCACGUGUAGAGAAGCAAAAAGAGAGAAGGAUACCAGCGGCCAGUACGAUAUCGAAGAUCUCAGACCUACAUCACCACAGCAAGAAUCGAAGGCAGAUGUCUCUCCUCGAGCGGGCGUUGCAGCACCAAGGGAAGCCCCGACAGAAAGAGGGAUUUUUUCGGUGGAAAGCCAGGGAGCGGACGUGGAGCUCCCGUUCUGUUUUAUGACCCUCGCGCUGAACGCGAUGCCGUUCAUCACGCACCACACCCCGACGUUCAACAGAGUCGGCGAGAUCCUUUCCGAGCGUGCUGCUGCUGCUGUGUCAUCCGCCACGUCUACCGCUCGUAAACCCUCCCAAAGCACGCGUUCUCCCGCGGACGAUGACGAUUCCAACGGUGAUCUCCCAUUGGACAUACCCCCACGGCCGCGGCCGGAGUCGUUCUGGGAGUGGCACGUCGUGGAAGGCGUCGCUGCGGGCCGGGCGAACCAUGGGAGUCCGUACUCCCGACGGCGCAUCCCGGAUCGGUUCUUCGACCCGAUCACGGGACUAUCCGUAGACGGAACGACGGAGUAUCUCGACAGCAUUGUUGCGAGCGACUUCGGCGCCAAGGCCUCAUGGGGGAAGCAGCGGGUUCGCGUCCACCGUCGGUGUGAAAGUAAACGCACAACCGAGGGGCCUGCUGGAGGAGCGGGCAGCUACCACAGCAAGGCACCAACCGGGAACUCGACCGGGAUCCCUUCCGCCGGCGAUGCUGAGCGGGAACGAAACACGCCCGGAUUGCGUGGCGGCGGCGGCGGUGAUGUCCGUGAUGAUACAUACGGUGGUGGCGCUAGCGGCAGGUCUUCAUGUCUGUGGCGCGACAAAAUCCAGAUGAUCAACUCGGUCGCGUUCUCGCUGGAGAAGGAAUGCCUGCUGGUGCAGGUCGAUGCUGACGAGCUCUGGACGGCCGAGCAGCUGGUGCUGCUCCGGGAUAUGUUCUUGCUCGAGCGGAAAGGGGAUGGCGGGGAGAAUUUUCGGAACGACGCAAAAAGCGAAGAAGAAGAGCAGCAAUCAUUUUCCGGAACCGCCAACGUGGUUGGCCAUUCCAGCGAAGGAUACACGUUGAGUGACGAAUACAAGCGGCUGCAGCAACAGCAACGUGGCGGCCAACAACAGGAGGUGAACCAGCCACACCGCCGGACGGCCAUAAAAAGGGAGUGCGCCUACUUCGAUUGCCCCUUCUUCAUCGGCCCAGAUCUAGUGACGGUCACGGAAGACGGUUGGGGCCAUUCAGCAUCCAACGAGUGGCUCCGAGCCUGGGUGUUUCGACCACGUGGGUCCGUUUGGCUCAAGCACGCGCCGCCAGAGCUCGCCAGGCACGACGAGGCCACCGGCUGGAUGUUGUUGGCUGGCGACCGGUGCAUCGGGCGAGAAGAGACCAGGGAGCGGGGACUUGUUUUCACGCACUACGCGUAUGUUCUUGAGGAGCAGGUCCGAUUCAAGGACGAGUUCUACGGGCACUCGGACAUGGCGGCAACCGAAGAAAGUCUAACCAACGUAACAACGAAGCCGGGAGACCCCGUCUCCGAGUGGCGAGCACUUCAGAGAGCGGCUCCUCCCGUCCUUCUCGCCGACUACUUGACGUGGCUGCGGGUGCAGGGAAGCACCCAGGAUCCUAGGCUACUGACGACCGUCGCUGACCGUCCCCCUCCUGCUGGGUUUUCCACGUCCAGCCUGGGGCAGUGGUCUCGGCCGCACUGCAGCGGCGGGAGAGAAGAAGAAGGAGACUCAAGCGAGACAGCCCGUAGAGUGGAAGGUGACCGCCAUGGCAAGCAGGGAGGUGUUGGCCUCACGGCAGGCGCUGCUCGAGUGCCUGCCCUCGCAACGUUCCCCAACGACUCGGUCGUACCGCUUAAGCUGUUCCUCCAGCAAGAGGAAGGCGGCCGAUGUCGACACAACAGGACUAACGGCAUCCAAGAUCAUGCGAGUGGUACGGGGGAAGCCAGAACCUCCUUCCUAACACACGGAGUACAUGUCGGUUUGAAGGAGCAUGGUCCAGGCGGAGGGUUACUGCCGGUGCCGGGGGGAAGGGGCGGAGACGAUCGGAACGGGCCAUUUGCGGAGGCGGCGACUUGUUGGGUUUUCCAUUUGGUGGUGGACGGGGUGGUGUUCCAAGUUGAUGUCACUAAGCCGCAGGGGAUCAGCCGGGUGUGGGCGAGCGUCCUACCGGCGAUUUUGGGUCGCCUCAGCGAGUUCGAAGGCACCUGCCUCACUCUCCUUCUUCGCGGUUUGGCUCCGCCUCCCCGAGUCAUCGAGGAGGCGUUUUUAGGUCUUCCCUCGGAACGGUUCACUACCAAGCACCUGCCCCUGUACAAGCCGUUCUUCGGCUACGUCGCUGAGGGGCUGAUGCUCUCGUGGGCCGUGCGGAACGCGGGGGCGACAGCGUUUGUCAGCACGCUAUAUUCUCAGCCGCUCUGGGCUACAACACCCAACGUUGUGGGGCUCCUCUUGGUCCACGAUGUCCUGCCCGAAACCUUUGGUUGGGACAUGUCCAAGGGCGAGUGGUCACAAAAGGCCAAUGCCGUCGCCGAAGCUUCCAGCGUGGUCGCCGUAUCUCAGCACACCGCCAAAGAAUUCCUGCGUGUGUACCCUCCCGAGAUCACGACGCCCUCAGCUAGCGGCAACGCGACCGGCAGCCACUCUUUAAGGUCCGUCUGGGUGGCACACAACGGCGUGGACACCGCGGUUUAUCGCCCGCUGACGUUCAACGGCGACAACCACGUGCCGGAUGACGAUGGCGAUCAGAACAGCACCAGUAAUACCAACGAGAGCAACGCAUUUCGACGACUGGCGGGCCUGGGGCCAGGUACCCCCUACGUGAUGAUCGUCGGCUCGAGGCUCGGAUACAAGAACGCUCGCGCUGCCUAUAGAGCGCUCGGCCUCGCAGCCACUCCAACCGUCGAUGCUGCAAGCUCCGGUUCAGCAGCACCUGGCGGCACUCUUGCGCUUGUCCUGGUCGGCGGCGGUCCCAUCCAGCCAGACGAACUCGAACUUCUGGCAGAGGUUGGUGCAUGGUCACACGUCGGUGUUGGGUCGGGGAUGACACCGGCAGACACAAAACACAGAGCGGGAGCAGGAGGAGGACGAGGAGGAGGAGGAGGAGGAGGAAGGGGGGGUGAAGAGAGCGAACCUGGUGUUGUAGACGAUAAUCUACUGGCCCAAGGCUACGCGGGGGCAAAGGCACUUCUCCACCUCUCGCUUGGGGAAGGUUUCGGGUUGACCGUACUGGAGGCGUUCGCGUGCGGGUGCCCAGUGAUCGCCGCCGACAUCCCUCCCAUCAGAGAGAUCGCCGGACUCCCGGCAAUGGACCAAGAACGAACAACCGACGCAGAAGGCACAGUACGGGUAGCGGGAUCAUCGGUCAGCGGAAGUGAUACGCCACCUCUGGCCUAUGGUGACGGUGGAGAUAGCAGGGAAAGGGGACGAUACGACGGAGCUUCAUCUCCUUUGGAAGGGGGCUUGGUUCUCGUGGGAAACCUCAUGUCGGCGACCCAAGUAUGGAGAGCGGUGAGAGCGGUCGUGGCGAUGGACGCAGGGCGCCGGGUCGCCGCAUCGGAGGCCCUCGUGAGGCGUGCAAGGGUACUAAACUCUUGGCAACCAUUGGCGGACACGCUGAUCAAGGCAGCCGCAGAUUCGGCAUAG
This is a messenger RNA of Ectocarpus sp. CCAP 1310/34, 7803 nucleotides long. Lineage: Eukaryota; Phaeophyceae; Ectocarpales; Ectocarpaceae. The record is from the annotation of a GenBank genome assembly.